GGGCCAGUUAAGUGCAGUCGAGUGUAAAUUAAACAUGAAGUGCUAUACCCUGUUUUUAGUUGUGUGCCUGGCGUUGGUUAGUUUCGCCCGGGCAAUGCCUGCCGAGGAUGAUUCAAAGGCGGAGACUCUGCGCCUGGAAACCGACAACAAUGGCAUCGACAAAUACUCCUUUACCUACGAGACCAGCAACGGCAUCGCACGCAGCGAGGAGGGCGUCCUGAAGCCGGGCACCGGAGACGCCGAGGGCGUGCUCGCCGUUUCCGGCUCCAGCAGCUGGACGGCGCCCGAUGGCAAGAAAUACGAGAUUACCUUCACCGCCGACGAGACGGGCUACCAUCCCAUUGUCAAGCUAGCUGCCUAGACACGGCCCAGACAGGCCGACUAACAAUUAAUGGAACAUUCCCAAAAAACCAAACAAAAAAAAUUGCAAAUAUACAAAAAUUAUAUAAAAAUAAAUAAAUAAUAUAUAGAAGCUAUAAA
Drosophila montana is the source of this 480-nucleotide messenger RNA. RefSeq names its product Cuticular protein 65Au (gene Cpr65Au). The transcript is spliced from 2 exons. Gene Ontology annotation, cellular component: chitin-based extracellular matrix. Bases 35 to 361 code for a protein of 108 amino acids. The record is from RefSeq and is a predicted model, not a curated record. Gene Ontology annotation, molecular function: structural constituent of chitin-based larval cuticle. NCBI's taxonomy places the organism in Eukaryota, Metazoa, Arthropoda, Insecta, Diptera, Drosophilidae.